AUGGUAAACUCAACAGCGCCGGGUGCCUCGGCACAGCAGUCAUAUACUGUAGAAAUCCGCAAACACAAGGAGGCUGGCAGUAGUGCCAAUGGAUCUGGUACCGGUACCGAGGAAGGUUCUUCUUCCUCCGCCGCCGCCGGCACACAGGAACCCAAGAAGUGGAACCUGAGGCGGAACCGGCCCAUGCUGGACUUCACCACCAUGGAGGAGCUGAACGAGAUGGACGACUACGACAGCGAGGAGGACAACGACUGGCGGCCCGCUGCAGGCAAGAAGAGGAGCAAAGGAGGGAGUAAAGAGAAGGGAGGAGGAGGUGGAGGAGGAGGAGGAGGAGGAGUGAUGGCCGGGAGUGAGGAUGACGACGAAGGAGACGAGGAAGAGGAGGACGGGAGCGACGAUGGGGAUGACGACGACGAUAACGAUGAUGAUGACAAUGAGGAGGAUGAUGACGAUGAGGAUGAUGAUGACGAUGAUGAUGAGGAUGGAGGGAAUAAGAGCAGCAGUGACAGCGAGAAGGAGGAGAAGAAGAGCAGGAAGAAGAAGAAGAGCAAGAGUAGCUCUGCGUUUGACGAGGAGCUCACCAACGACAGCAUGAGCAUCAAGGGCAACGAGCUGGAGCGAGCCCAGGCGUGGACUGCCCAGCGCAUCGAGCACAACAUCCUGAUCUGCUGCGUGUGUCUCGGUGACAACAGCGAAGACACCGAUGAGAUCAUACAGUGUGACAACUGCGGCGUGACCGUGCACGAGGGUUGCUAUGGCGUGGACGGGGAGAGCGACUCCAUCAUGAGUUCCGCGUCAGAGAACUCGACGGAACCCUGGUUCUGCGACGCCUGCAAGAACGGCGUGAUGCCCAGCUGCGAACUCUGCCCCAAUCAGGACGGCAUCUUCAAGGAGACGGACGCCGGGAGGUGGGUGCAUGUGGUGUGUGCUCUGUAUGUGCCUGGCGUGGCCUUUGGGGACAUCGACAAGCUUCGACCCGUCACUCUCACAGAGAUGAAUUACAGCAAGUACGGAGCCAAGGAGUGUAGUUUCUGUGAGGAUACACGUUUUGCGCGGACUGGCGUGUGUAUCAGCUGUGACGCGGGCAUGUGCCGUUCCUACUUCCACGUCACCUGUGCCCAGAGGGAGGGACUGCUGUCCGAAGCUGCGGCGGAGGAGGAGAUAGCGGACCCCUUCUUUGCCUACUGCAAGCAGCAUGCGGAUCGCUUUGACCGGAAGUGGAAGAGGAAGAACUACCUGGCCCUGCAGUCCUACUGCAAAGUGUCGCUACACGAACGAGAGAAGCAGCUCACGCCCGAGGCACAGGUGCGCAUCACCGCUCGUCUGGAGCAGUACCGCGUGCGUGCGGAGCUGGCCCGCAACACUCGCCCCCAGGCCUGGGUGCCCCGCGAGAAGCUCCCCAGACCCCUCACCUCCAGCGCCUCCGCCAUACGCAAACUCAUGCGCAAGGCGGAGUUGAUGGGCAUCAGUACAGACAUCUUCCCCGUGGACAACGCAGAUGCCAACGCCAGCGCAGAGGGCAGACGCAAGCACAAGCAGCCCGCUCUCACUGCAGACUUUGUCAACUACUACCUAGAGCGUAACAUGCGUAUGAUCCAGAUCCAGGACAACAUUGCCCAGCAGAAGGGCCUGAAAGACACGCUGGAGAACGAACAGGCCAAGCUGCACCUGGAAUACAAGAAGCUGUGUGAGUCUCUGGAGGAUCUUCAGAAUGUGAACGGCCUCCUGCGGACUGAAGGACUGGCCAUGUGGAACGCACUGGGGGGCAUCCUGGGACAGAAGUUGAGCUGUCCCACCGUUCUGAAGGCUCCUAAGGAGAGAAAGCCCAGCAAGAAGGAGGGAGGCUCCCCCGGCAAGGCAUCCAGCCUACCAGCUGUACUCUACAGCUGCGGUAUCUGCAAGAAGAACCAGGACCAGCAUCUGCUGCUGCUGUGUGACACCUGCAAGCUUCACUACCACCUGGGCUGCCUGGACCCACCCCUCACACGCAUGCCCAAGAAGACCAAGAACAGCUACUGGCAAUGUUCGGAGUGUGACCAGGCCAGCAGCGACGAGGCCGACAUCGCCAUGGAAACGCUCCCCGACGGCACCAAGCGCUCCCGACGACAGGUGAAAGGACCAAUCAAAUUUAUCCCUCAGGAGAUGUCCCCCGAGCCCAAGAAACACCAGAGGACUCGAGGUCAGAAGAGGAAACGGGUGUCAAUAUGUGAGGAGGACGACAUCAAGCUGAUUGAGGACCUACCACCUGCGCGUGAGCGACGCCAGAGACAGUCGGCCCUGCAGAGGAAGCCCAAACCCGACGAUACCAGAACCGAAUGUGUGUCUUGCAGCGGACCUGGAGACAACGAGAACCUCAUCAGGUGUGAUGAGUGUCGCCUCUGCUACCACCUGGGCUGUCUGGACCCCCCACUGAAGAAGUCCCCCAAGCAGACCGGCUACGGGUGGAUAUGCACUGCCUGUGACACCUCCUCAUCCAAGGAGGAAGAGGAGGGGCUUCUGCAGGAUCCACAGGAAGAGGAAGAGGAGGGGCUUCCACGGGAUCCACAGGAAGAGGAGGGGCAUCCACCGGAAGGGGGAUGGGAAGAGCCUGUGAAAGAGGAAGCAAUGGAGCAGGAGAUUCCAAACUAAUUCAACAACUGACCAAAAGUAUAAACACACUCACUCUUGUAACCUUUAUGUGUGGACAGACAAACAAAACACGCACAUAUCCUUACCAAUUCUAUAAAUGCUAUAGCGCCUGUGAGCAGCAAGAAUCCUUGGAAUGUGUGUGCGUGUGUGUCAGAGAGAGAGAGAGAGAUGUGAGGGGAUGUGUGUUUUUAUAGAGCAGAGUUGACCCCACAAAAUGUGUUUAUAUAGAGACCAUGUCUUUACAGUGUUUCAUUUUUGUAAAGCAGAUGACCCAACUACCCCCACAUACAUAUGUAUUUUUGUACAUAAAAAUGUUUUUGCUACACUACAUUAAUUGUAUAUCUUUCUGAUUCCUCUCAUAUUCAUUUUUUCAACAACUUUCUAAA
This is a messenger RNA of Engraulis encrasicolus (European anchovy), 3014 nucleotides long. It is a transcript of the gene phf14, whose product is annotated as PHD finger protein 14. Gene Ontology annotation, biological process: regulation of transcription by RNA polymerase II. The record is from RefSeq and is a predicted model, not a curated record. Lineage: Eukaryota; Metazoa; Chordata; Actinopteri; Clupeiformes; Engraulidae. The transcript has 18 exons. Bases 1 to 2628 code for a protein of 875 amino acids.